AUUAUGAAUAUGAAGAACUCGAUGAAUUUGUGUGUUUCUUUAGUCCAGCCCAUAUAAUCAAAUGUGCUUUGACUAAAAUAUUUUUAAGAAUAUGUGAAAAUCUUGAAUCUUUAUCUGUUAAUAAAGCACUUCUUGACAAUUUAUUGGGAAGCUCUCUAUAA
This is a messenger RNA of Dentiscutata erythropus, 161 nucleotides long. Lineage: Eukaryota; Fungi; Glomeromycota; Glomeromycetes; Diversisporales; Gigasporaceae. The record is from the annotation of a GenBank genome assembly.